UUAAUCUAGUACAAAAUGAACAAAAAUACUCCACCACCACCAUACGAACCUCCACCAUACGCACCUCCAUCUUAUAGUCAAACUGUAGGAGGUGUUCCACCUGCUAGUCCAUUUACAUCUGCUGAUAUCUAUGCACAAGGACCAACUAUUGUAACUACUAUUGUUCCUAUGGGACCGGGACCAACUCAUACAAUUUGUCCACAUUGUCAAGCUGAAAUCGAAUCUACAACGAAAACAGAACCUGGCAUGAUUGCUUAUAUUUCUGGAGUUGUAAUAGCUUUACUUGGUUGUUGGUUUGGUUGCUGUUUAAUUCCUUGCUGUAUUGACGAAUGUAUGGACGUACAUCAUACCUGUCCAAAUUGCAAAGCUUAUCUCGGACGUUAUCGAAGAUGAAUCAAAGAUUAUCAAAAACAAAGACUUGAAAUUUUUACUUGGAAUUUCAAUGUAUAAUAUUAUUUAUAUCUAAUACGAAAUCCCAUUAAUUUUAUCUUCUUAUCUUACGUGUAUAUGAGUGUGUAGAAUCUUCAGGAUCUGAAAGAUAAAAUGUAAAUAAUAUUAAGUUUUUUCCAAGCUACAGCAAAAUGUUUAACAAUUACAAAUGAAAUGUUUUCUUCUCUAUUAAUUCUAUUUAUUAUCGGUUAAAAGUAUCUCAUAUGGAAUUAUAUAAAAGAAAACAUUGCAUAUUUAUAUAAAAGAAUACAGUUAAAAUCUAUUUUGAUGAAGUUUAUUAAAGUAUAUUAUUUUUUUUAUAAGCUAUUUGUUUAUCAUUAUGAGCACUUAUAUUUAAUGCUCACUUAAUAAAGUAAAAUAUAGGCUGCUUCAAAUAAGGCAUUUGUUGAAAUAAGUGCUCUAUUUCAACAAAUUUAGCCUUUAAUUUUUUAUAAUAUUUAAACUUUGUCAUAUUGAAUCGAAUUUUAAUACUAAUAUAUUAGUAUUAAAGAAACUUGUAUAAUAACAAAUAUAUGUAUUGUAACGUUAUUUUUAAUAUACACGGUAUAUAAGAUGAAAGCUUUAUGCACAAUUAUUUUUUUCAUAAAAAAUAAAUUUAAGAGUUAUAUAUAUAUAUAUAUAUAUAUAUAUAUAUAUAUAUAUAUGAUUAAAUAUUAUAUAUAUUCAAAGAAUCUUAACAUUUCUUAAAAUUUACACUAUUUGAAUUUUUUUUCUUCAAUGAAAAUAAAGUUUGAAAUUAGGUAGUAAUACAAUGAAUAAUAGAAAUACAAUUUAACAAAAACAAAUAUUUUUGUACACAGUAGGAAUAAGGACAUACUUUAUUUAUAAUUUGCAGUACAAAGACCCUGCAGGGGGUAACAGAGAUUUUGAUAAUUAUUAUAAACAUUGAAGCAGAAGAUUAAUGUACACAGACAUGGACUGAUGCCUAAAGCAUUAAAUAUAUAGAACUCUAAUAAACAGAGUAUACUAAAAAUGAAACUUAUUUUAAUACUUAUCAAUGUCAACUAAUAAUCAUACUGUUGUAUUUUUCUUGUACCUCUUCCUCCUGAAUCUUCUAACUGUACUUUGACAUAAAUUAUUUUUUUAACAUA
Vespula vulgaris is the source of this 1541-nucleotide messenger RNA. Its product is annotated as LITAF domain-containing protein. Gene Ontology annotation, molecular function: zinc ion binding. Lineage: Eukaryota; Metazoa; Arthropoda; Insecta; Hymenoptera; Vespidae. The record is from RefSeq and is a predicted model, not a curated record. The transcript has 3 exons. Bases 16 to 393 code for a protein of 125 amino acids.